Molecule: messenger RNA, 381 nt
Organism: Exophiala aquamarina CBS 119918
Lineage: Eukaryota; Fungi; Ascomycota; Eurotiomycetes; Chaetothyriales; Herpotrichiellaceae
Product: dynein light chain LC8-type
Exons: 4
Coding region: 1-381 (126 amino acids)
Biological process (GO): microtubule-based process; cilium assembly
Cellular component (GO): cytoplasmic dynein complex
Molecular function (GO): dynein light intermediate chain binding; dynein intermediate chain binding
Source: RefSeq, a predicted model, not a curated record
AUGGCGUCAACAGAAAAUGUUCCUGAGAAGAAGGUCAAGUUGGAGCAGCGAGGAUAUGCAGCAGGAAGCCAUCGAAGUUGGUACGGUUCCGUACAUGGAUAUCUUAUGGCGCAUGCGAAUACUGACGGACUGGUAGCCCAAGAAGCAAUGGAGAAAUUUAGUGUAGAGAAGGUGAGAGAGAUGGAACUAUACAUGGUUUCCGGUACUAAUGGAGAGAAGGAUAUCGCACAACACAUCAAACGAGAAUUCGACUCCAAGAAGGGUGCGACAUGGCAUUGCAUAGUAGGGAGAAACUUUGGCAGUUUUGUGACGCAUGAAACUAAGCACUUUAUCUACUUCUACCUUGGCCACGUUGCCAUUUUACUUUUCAAGACCCAAUGA